AUGAAAACUCUCUCAAUCUUUCUAUUUGUUCUUAGCAUCUGCAUGAUUAGCCAUGUAUACGGUGCCGGAUUCAAGAUCUCAAAUGAACUUAAAUUCAAGAAAAAACUUUGGUUUACUUGUUACUCCGGAGACAACAGAAUAGCUCCACGAAUACUAGAACCCGGAGAAAGUUGGGACACAACUUUUAAUACUAACAUUUGGGGGACAACACGGUUCAUGUGUACGUUGAAACAAGGGCCUAAUUAUAGACAUCAUCAGAGCUUUACAGCAUUUAAACAGUUUAGUGCUUCGGAUAGUGGAGGCACGUGGGAUUGGAGAGCCAGAGAAAAUGGCAUCUAUUUAAAAGUGUGGGAUGGUGGCAAACAUGCGCGAGGCGAGAUCAAUAUGCAUAGAAAGUAUGGUUGGAUAAAUUAG
Eutrema salsugineum is the source of this 414-nucleotide messenger RNA. RefSeq names its product S-protein homolog 16. The record is from RefSeq and is a predicted model, not a curated record. The transcript has a single exon. Lineage: Eukaryota; Viridiplantae; Streptophyta; Magnoliopsida; Brassicales; Brassicaceae. Bases 1 to 414 code for a protein of 137 amino acids.